This is a messenger RNA of Equus quagga, 3210 nucleotides long. RefSeq names its product CFAP20 domain containing (gene CFAP20DC). The transcript is spliced from 17 exons. The record is from RefSeq and is a predicted model, not a curated record. The coding region runs from base 322 to 2763 and encodes 813 amino acids. Lineage: Eukaryota; Metazoa; Chordata; Mammalia; Perissodactyla; Equidae.
CUCAGAGGCUGGCCGCCCCGUCACGUAGGUUACGCACACAGUCACUCCCCAGGGGCCGCCCGGAGCCCGCCCAGGCAGCUGCGCCCUCCUAGACCGGGGCACCCCGGAGGCGGGGGCCGCGAUGUUGCGGGUCUGGGGUCCGACCGAGGUGGAGCUGACCAGGGACUGAGAAGAGCCUGGCCGAGGCGGGGCUGAGCACGAAGCCCUUCCCCGCCUAUCGGGCUGUGGGGUUCCCGCCUGCCGAUUUCCAGUCAUCGGGGUCGCGCUUCUCGCUGGAACCCCUGAACUCCGUGCCCCUGAACUCCCGGGCCCCCUGCGGGAAUGUUCAAAAAUGCGUACCAGGGAGGUGCAUUUGUUGAAAUCUUUAGUGCUCAAGGAAAAAAUCCUGGAGCAAAAUGGAAGAUCCUUGGCAGUCCGUCUGUGAUUUGGAAAGAGUUCGAUAAAGAAGUUAAAAGUUUUGUGUUUGUCCUGGAAGGCAGCAGCCAAACAAACAAAAUUCAAUUACCAAAGGAAAAUAAGCAAAUCCUUGGACUGAUCCAGAGGUUUCUUGUACUUCAGAUUUACAUACCCCUGGGACAAGACUUCUCUACUGAAUUGCUAAUUACUGAUUUAGGGAACAUCAAAAGAAGAUUGUAUUUAUCAACCGUCCAUAAGGAACUGUCCUCAACCCCUCUUCAUGCAAAAAUCCCACUCUUCAUGAUCAAGCGCAAAAUUUGGUGCAAUCUGUGCAUUGACUUGGUGGCAUUUACCAGUGAAAUAUUCAAGGGAGCGGUUUUCCAGUCAUUGGAUGGAAUUAUUGUCUCAGCUAACUGUAAGCUACGGAAGAUCUUCACUUUAAAAUCCAAGCCUCAAGACACUGCUGAUAAAGAUGCUGGAUAUGAUGUUCCCCUUCCAACAGAUGAACCUACAGAUAUUAUUCCACGAAGCUGCCAACUAACGACAGAUGUUCCACAAGUCACACAGCUGCUAAACAUGACUAAACUCCGCCAAACAGAAAUCAAAUUUGGAGGUCAUCCUCUACGUUCAGCAGAGUCAGAUCAGUUCAUUAACAGAGGAACAGGCAGUGUGCGGAACGGUAAAAAUCAAGAUGUUUGUCAUAUCGCCUUUGGAUCCAAAGUUCUUGGACCACCUCCACUCUCUGGCAGAAGAAAUAACAUGAGGCUGUCCAGUGAGACAAUAAGAUCUGUUGGUUCCAAAAAUAACCAAUCUUGCCGACAGUCUAUGAGAGAGAAUUGUGUUAACAGUAGAGAAAUGUCAACCUUGCUGGUAUCUGAGUCUGAGGAGCAAGGAGAUAAGGAAAAUAUUCGUCAAAUAAAACAGACUGUGCCUAUUCAUGCCAAUCUGCAUGUUAUGCAUCCACAUCCGCCUCAAGAACCAUCAACAGAUAAGAAUAAUAACAGGAGAAGAUUACGGUUAAAAAGCAUCAGCAGAGAAAGGACAGAGACACCCAGUGGCAGUUCUCCAGGGAAUAACAGGAAUGACAAGAAAGCAACAGCUGCCCUCACCUCUGUGUCCCAACAAAGGACAGAGACAUUGAACUCCAGCACUCCGGCACCCCAGUGUCCUGAUCAAGCAGAUGAGUGGAUAUUUCCUGAAAAUGAUGAUCACAUUGCCCAUUUGGCAUACAGCAGACAAUGUUUACUUCUGGAUGAUGACUCCUGCCAGACUUCACACCUGUGGCGAGAAGCUAGCAAGGAAAGUGAACAUGACCAACAAGCAGCGGAAAUCCAGAUUAUUCCAAAGGACAUUUUCACUUUUUCAUCAAGACCACGAUCAGCACCUCAUGGAAAGACUCAGAAUAUGUCCCCAGAAGGGUGCUCGUUUAUUUUGGAUCUGAAAGAGGAUGCCAGUGUAACAAGGAGUGACACCCAGUUGGAAGAGGAUUUUUAUGGCGGUGAUAGCAGCGAAGAGGGUCACCACAGUGUGCAGGGUUCUUCGAGCCCAACAACUAGUCCUUCAGGGUUAACUCAGUUAACGUUAGAGAGCGUGCUGAGGAAGGCUGCAAGGUGGACAAGUAAAGGCUAUCUAAAAAGUGCCUCCCCAGAAGCAGGAGCGUCAGAAAGCCAGACUUCCUUGGCAAAGCAGAUAGAUAGAAACGACUUUCAAAAGAGUUUGGUGCCUACACCGUGCCUUUCUCCCACUGGAAGAAGGAGUGAAUCCUCUCGGAAAACUCCAGCUCCCAUUAUCAAAGCAAAGGACCCACCAGCCCAACAAGUGCCAGCUUCAACAAGCAAAACCUCCCUAAAGGAAAUCUUAGGGGAAAAGUUAAAACGGAUUCCUGAAGCAUCUGAAUAUGACUGGAGAAACUAUCAGCCCAGCCAGAUGAGUGAAUCCGAGUUGCAAAUGCUGGCAAGCCUACGGCGGCAACAAAAUGAAGAACUGGAGGACACUGGGGCUUCCCAUGGCCUGAGUGCAUCCCAGGUUGACAACUGUAAUGUCAGCAUAAGUACCAGCAGUGAUGACACAACCACCUGGAACUCCUGCCUGCCACCUCCUGUCAAUCAGGGUCGUCACUAUCAGAAAGAAAUGAAUCCACCUUCUCCAUCUAACCCCCGGGACUGGUUAAAUAUGUUGAGCCCACCGAUUGUUCCUCCCAGUCAACAGCCAGCAGAGCAGCAUCCAGAUUCUUCUGGAAGUCUGAGUGCUCAAGGUGAGGAAGACCUGAGUGCGGAAGAGGACGAGGAAGUGCUGACUCUGCUGUAUGACCCAUGUCUGAACUGUUACUUUGAUCCUCAGACUGGGAAAUACUACGAGUUGGUGUAAGUCCUCCUUCCAAGGCAAAGAAUGGCCACCCCGACGCGGAGCAGGAUAGGAACUCUGACUCUCUUAACUUGGCACGGCAGUGUGUGUGUCGGGCAGGCCCAUGGAGUCAAAAGCAACUGAGAGAGAUGACUUUAUUUUGUAAAUAAUGUUCAAUGUUAAGAAUACCUACGUUCUUUUUGUAGAUGUGUGUGAUUUUUUGGAACUGUGAAGGAAUUAAUACAGGGACAAAAUUUUAGGACUUUGAAUUGAUUCGUAUUUGUUGGUUCUCAUUCUACAUAUAAUUUUGUUUUUCUCAUAAUUUUAUGUAAACAAAUUGAGUUAUUAAUUCAAAUUUUUGCAGUGUUAAUCUGUAAAUGAUGGCUUGAUAUACAAAAAUGUAUUCUUGUUUAAAAGAUAUCUGGGUACCUUUUAUUUUAUUACCUAUUUGUAUUAAAAAUAAAAUAUGAU